GUUUGGUAAACAGUGGCGACAGGAGCACCCUGUGCGCGCGCAUUGUGGCGCGGGUAUAAACGCGGCGCGCGCGCUGCCCCGGCACCAGUCGCAGCCGCGCCGCGCCUCGACAUGAUCGCCUUCAAGAACACUAUCGUCUACUUCCUGCUCUUCUCAGUCGCCGUGCUAGGUAAACACAAAAAGAUGAAACCGAAGAAGUUCGUUUCGCCGACCACGAAGGGCAUCCAGUGUUACAACUGCCUAUCGUUCGACCACCCGGGCUGCUGGGACCCCGACCACCCCGACUACGCCAACAUCACGGUGCCCAACAUCGACUGCUACAUCCCCGGCAUGGCGUUCCUGUGCAUCGUCAUCACGUCGGAGUCGGCCAAGCUAGUGGAGACGGGGCAGGAGAUAGGCCCGGUGCGCGCGCGGACGUGCGUGCCCGCCAAGGACUUCUCCAAGAAGACGGUGUCGUACUCGAUGUGCAGCAAGCUGAGCAAGGAGUUGUCGGCGUCGGAGAUAUUCUCGCGUAUCGCGGUGUCGCGGCCGCAGUGCACGCUCUGCAAGAAGCACCUGUGCACGGACGCGUCGCACUGCUAGCGGUACAAUGGGAGCGUGUUACGCAACGUGUUUAAUCGACUACCGACCAGUUUCCAUUCUAAGAAAUGCAAAAACGUAUAGUACUUUGUUGUUUUGAAACUAACACACCUUGUUGAACUAAUUGGAGUUGUUGGGGCAAGAGACGCGCGUUUCGAUUGUUUUUUUUUUAUAUUUCAAUUAUUUUAAUAAACUUUUAAGAUUA
Spodoptera frugiperda (fall armyworm) is the source of this 784-nucleotide messenger RNA. RefSeq lists its product as uncharacterized. The transcript is spliced from 4 exons. The record is from RefSeq and is a predicted model, not a curated record. NCBI's taxonomy places the organism in Eukaryota, Metazoa, Arthropoda, Insecta, Lepidoptera, Noctuidae. The coding region runs from base 112 to 582 and encodes 156 amino acids.